UAAAUCCGGACGAACUGAUUUCAAAUUUCAACAUGGCUGCUGGUAGAAAAUUCUUACGCACAAUUUUAAGCUAUCCUCCGAAGACCAGGAGUAUCGGCAGUUUUUUAAAAUUACAGUUGACUUCAAUCCGUUGUCUCUCGUCAAAUUUCCUCGUAAAAUAUUCAAAAUCAUCACAACGUUUUAGUUCCAACCAACAAAAUGUCUACGAUGUUGCAAUUAUAGGAGGAGGUGCUAUAGGGUCAUCUUCAGCGUACUUUUUAGCUAGCAAAAUGCAAGGACAGGGAAAAAUUUGCGUGAUUGAAUGCGAUCCUACGUACUCAAAGGCAUCAACAACCCUGUCGGUUGCAUCAAUAAGGCAGCAGUUCUCCAUGGCUGAAAAUAUCCAAAUGUCACAAUAUGGCUUUCAGUUUUUAUCUGAAAUUGAACAAUAUUUAGCCGUUGAUGGUUGCGACCCCCCUGAUGUUCAACUGCAUUGUCAGGGUUAUUUGUUUUUAGCAAGCAAGGAAGGAGAAGAAAGAAUGAAGGAAAAUCAUGCAACUCAGAGGGAGCUUGGAUGUGAAGUUAUUCUUCUUUCCCCCUCUGAGCUCAGUGAACGAUUUCCAUGGCUCAAUACAGAUGGCAUAUCACUAGCUUCCUUGGGAACAGGAAGGGAAGGUUGGUUUGAUCCAUGGUCACUCCUCAAUGCCUACAAGAGGAAGGCUAUCUCUUUGAAUGUGGAUUACAUCACUGGAGAGGCAGUGGACUUUGUUACUGAUCAGAAUGGACAAAUAUGCAGUAUAAAGGUUGUUACCAGUUCAUCUUCGAAUGAUCCACAAACCAUCCACUGUAGGUUCAUGGUGAAUGCUGCAGGUGCAAAGGCAGGGUAUCUCGCAAGGAAGCUUGGGAUAUAUCUGCCUGUGGAGCCAAGAAAACGCUGUGUGUUUGUACUGAGCUGUCCAGGCGCUCCAAACAAACAUCAAAUGCCAUUGGUUGUUGACACUACUGGAUGUUACAUACGGCCUGAAAGUGGAUCUUACUUAAGUGGAAUGUCCCCACCAGAGGAAGAGGAUAUAGAAACUUCCGACUUUGAAGUAGACUAUGACUUUUUUUACGAAACGAUGUGGCCAAAGUUAGCUCACAGAAUUCCUCUAUUUGAAUGCAUUAAGGUUCAAAGCGCUUGGGCUGGUCACUAUGAAUACAACACACUGGAUCAGAAUUGCAUAAUAGGACGUCAUCCCCAAAUAAGGAAUCUUAUUUUCGUAAACGGCUUUAGCGGUCAUGGUAUACAGCAGUCUCCUGCAGCAGGUCGAGCCGUCGGUGAGUUGAUAAUGGACGGUGGUUUUCAGACAAUUGAUCUUUCGGCACUUGGCUACGAACGUGUAUUGAGCAACGAAUCGAUAAAAGAGAAAAACAUCGUUUAGUAAAGAAAAUCAUCAACCUUUGUGGUAGAAUUUUCACUACAUCUUUGUUCUGUGACCUAAGCUCCAUCUACGCCGAAUGCUUUUUGGAAACACCGCGGUUUCCUUUUUUUGUCUUCCUUUCUCAUAUCCACAAAUACUCAUAGUAAAGUUGGUGAGGGUGGACAAUUUUAGAAACAGUUUCAAGAGAGGAGUCUUUAAAAAUCGCAUCGAUUUGAAAACGCCUCAUUCCUAGAGUGGA
Pocillopora verrucosa is the source of this 1638-nucleotide messenger RNA. RefSeq names its product FAD-dependent oxidoreductase domain-containing protein 1. Gene Ontology annotation, biological process: mitochondrial respiratory chain complex I assembly. Gene Ontology annotation, cellular component: cytoplasm. Gene Ontology annotation, molecular function: oxidoreductase activity. The record is from RefSeq and is a predicted model, not a curated record. NCBI's taxonomy places the organism in Eukaryota, Metazoa, Cnidaria, Anthozoa, Scleractinia, Pocilloporidae.